Messenger RNA from Hippocampus comes (tiger tail seahorse), 1287 nucleotides. RefSeq names its product claudin-4-like. Gene Ontology annotation, cellular component: bicellular tight junction; membrane. NCBI's taxonomy places the organism in Eukaryota, Metazoa, Chordata, Actinopteri, Syngnathiformes, Syngnathidae. Bases 561 to 1196 code for a protein of 211 amino acids. The transcript has 2 exons. Gene Ontology annotation, molecular function: structural molecule activity. The record is from RefSeq and is a predicted model, not a curated record.
GGCAAUUCUAUGUGCUUGUUUUAACUACACAAGUAAUUAGUGAUGUAAUUCUCUUUGUUUGAUGUUUAGUUAAAGAGUAAACUUGAACUAGGUGUGGCAAAAACAUUUUGAAGACCAUUUUGUGAUUAAUCAUUCACUAUUUGCCAAAGGAAAUUGGCUGUAUUCUUCUCCUUUGCAAUUAGAAAUUGAUUCAUUGUUCAGCUAGAAUUCUUUCCUCAACUUUUGAGUUCCAACAAAGUCACGUUGAUGAGCAAAGAGCUUUUCCCCGCACUCUGAAAGCAUCUCUCCUCAGAGCAUUAAUUGUGGACAUUCCUCCUGGUUGGUGGAAUUCAAUAUGUCCAACGAUCCCAGUGUGGAUCAAACGGAGGGAUUGUAGUCUACUUAUUUGGCUGUGGGACACUGCCUCCAUUCAUUUGUGGUACAAUCUGAUUCCUUGGGCGGCGCUCUUGGCCACACACUCGAUGUUGGGUGGACUCACUCGCGUUUGGGACCGCUUCCAUCGUCUUUAUCGGCAAAACUGGACACUGGACUGGACUUGAAGCUUCACUGACAGGUGCAACAUGGCCCUGCAAGAGCUCGGCAUUAUCCUGGCUAUGCUGGGCCUGGCUGGUACCAUGCUGAUCUGCGCCCUGCCUAUGUGGAAGGUGACGGCUUUCAUCGGGACACGACUGGUGGUCAUGCAGGUCUUCUGGGAGGGUCUGUGGAUGACGUGCGUCAGCGAGUACACGGGCCAGAUGCAAUGCAAGCUCUAUGAUGCCCUGCUGGAUCUGUCUCCUGAGCUGCAGGCGGCUCGCGGCCUGGUUUGCAUCAGCCUGUUCCUGGGGUGCCUUGGCUUCCUGGUCUUUCUCCUGGGUGCCCGUUGCACCAAGUGCCUGAGCCACCCACGCUUCAAGACGCGGGUGGUGCUGGGUUCGGGCCUUGUCUUCGGCCUGGCGGGCCUCGCCGCCGCGGUGGCCGUGUCGUGGACGGCCAACGAUGUGAUCAGAGACUUCUAUAACCCACGCGUCCCUGAUGUACUCAAGCGGGAGCUCGGGGCAGCGAUUUAUAUCGGCUUUGUUGCAUCAGGGUUGCUACUGUGCGGUGGGGGCAUCUUGUGUGCGAGUAGGCCGUCACUCAGGGCUGUAAUACAUUCUGGGGGGUACACGAUGGCCAGAAGGCCCACGAACAGCAGCUACGCCAUCAAGAACUACGUUUAGGAUCGUAGUGGCGGGCCUUGCAUUUGGUACCUGUGCCUUGAGAUUUCACCGCUUAUUACAACCACUACCACGUUACAAUUAUAAAAAAAAA